AUGCCUUUCCUCAGCCUCCCCAACGAAAUACUGCUCCUUGUUACCGAAAAUCUCACAGAGAAUCCUCAAGACCUUUAUCAUCUCCUUUCCACCUCUCACCACCUCUACCAUCUAACCAUCUCUCGCUUCCACCGCCUUGCUCACCUGCCAAAAGAUGGUGAACCUGCACUCCACUGGGCUGCUAGACGGGGACAUACUUCACUUCUGCUGCUUCUAUUAGCUCAAGGUGUAGACGUCAAUCUUCGGAACAAAGCUGUCUCCGAGGAGACAGCCUUACACUCUAUAGUAGACGUCAAGGCAGCCCCCAUGAUAACGAGGACCCUCCUAAAGCACGGUGCUGGAGUGAAUCUACAAGAUGUAGCAGGAAUAACCACUCUUUCGAAGGCCAUGAUAUUCCAGAAAUACGAACUUGUGAAGGCUCUACUGGAAGAGGCCGACAUUGAUGUCAAUAUCCCCGACAACAAAGGCAUCACUGCCCUACACUGGGUCGUUAUUGGGGGUCGAGGCUUCAGCAGAGCCGAGGAAGUCAUCAAGCUUCUACUCUCCAAAGGAGCAUACAUCGACCAACAGGAUCAUAGCAACAUGAGCGCCCUCUACCACGCCAUGUCCCGGAGCCACAGGCCCACCGUCCGGCUUCUUCUCCACAAUGGUUCUAACCUCUUUCUGCAGCGCGAGCUGGGUUACAUUGGGAUCAGGCGUGCAGUGAUGCACAACGACACCGAAAUGGUUGAGCUUUUUCUGCAGCAGAAAGGCGCGGACGUGAAUUAUCGGGACCAGAGCGGGAAGACUCUGCUGCACUGUGCGGCAAGCUUGACAAUUAAUGAGGAGGGAUGGGAUUUGAAGAAUGUUAUUAAGCUGUUGGUGGAGAAGGGGGCGGAUCCGAGAAUUCAAGAUAACUGUGGGGCUGUGCCGCUCGCGUUGGUGAGGAGCCCGAGUGAUGAAAUCAAGAGGUUGCUAGAUCCUAGGACGGAGGUGGAUACUUGUACAGUCCCAACUCCUCAAUAUCCCGAACCUCCAAGAUACGAAGAAUUUCGCAUAGCAAAUUGA
Messenger RNA from Morchella importuna, 1047 nucleotides. RefSeq lists its product as uncharacterized. The transcript has a single exon. Bases 1 to 1047 code for a protein of 348 amino acids. Lineage: Eukaryota; Fungi; Ascomycota; Pezizomycetes; Pezizales; Morchellaceae. The record is from RefSeq and is a predicted model, not a curated record. Gene Ontology annotation, molecular function: protein binding.